Chaetomium globosum CBS 148.51 is the source of this 825-nucleotide messenger RNA. RefSeq lists its product as uncharacterized. The transcript has 7 exons. The record is from RefSeq and is a predicted model, not a curated record. Bases 1 to 825 code for a protein of 274 amino acids. Lineage: Eukaryota; Fungi; Ascomycota; Sordariomycetes; Sordariales; Chaetomiaceae.
AUGGGCAAGAUUGCAAACAUCCCCAUCAUUGACAUCUCCGAAGGCGACCAGACUCAGGUGGCCCAGGACUUGGUCGAGGCCGCUAUCGAACAUGGCUUUCAAGCCCCUGACAUUGCGCAGUCCAAGAGGCUUUUCGAGGCACCCCUAAGCGAGAAGCAAGCAUGCACGAUCCAGAAGAACAACCGAGGAUGGUCUGGGAUGAACUACGAGACUCUUGACCCCGCGAACCAGCGUGUAGGCGACUUCAAGGAAGCCUUCAACUUCGGCGACUUCCUCCACCACCGCGCGCAACAACCCCUCCCCCCCAGCAUCGCCGCCGACGAACCCCGCAUCAGCGCCUUCCGCGACCUGUGCUACCAGCUCUCGCUCAAACUGACCACCCUCCUCGGCCACGGCCUGGCCGACCACGUGGGCGCCCGUGCCGGUGGUGCCGCCUGGCGCGGAGGGGGAUGCGGCGCCGCCGGUGUUGGUCAAUGUGGGGGAUUUGUUGUCGUAUUGGACGGGGGGCCUGUUGAGGAGUACGGUGCAUCGGGUUGUUUUUCCGAGGGGGAGGGGGAGGAGGGGGGUGAUGGAGUGGGGGUGGACGGAGAGGGGGAUGGGGCGGCGAUGAGGUAUUCGAUUGCGUAUUUUUGUCAUCCGUUUGGGGGGACUGAGUUGAAGCCGGUGCCGAGUGAGAGGGUGAGGGCGUAUAAGGGGGGGUUGGCGGAGGGGAAUCCGUAUGCGGAGAGGAGGGUGAUGACGGCGGAUGAGCAUUUGAAAAUGAGAUUGAAGGCGAGUUACGCUCAGUUGUACGAGGAGAAGGACAAGGGGAAGGAGGAGGCGUGA